Messenger RNA from Leptinotarsa decemlineata (Colorado potato beetle), 444 nucleotides. RefSeq lists its product as uncharacterized. NCBI's taxonomy places the organism in Eukaryota, Metazoa, Arthropoda, Insecta, Coleoptera, Chrysomelidae. The record is from RefSeq and is a predicted model, not a curated record.
AUGAACGCAAGGGUAGAAUACACGAAGAGGGAUACGAUCAUACAUAUCUUCGACAUUGAGACAGACAUGAAUGAACAAAACGUAAAAGAAGCGAUCCUCAGGGUAGUUCGCGGAUGCAAAGAGGAAGACGUUAAAAUAAUAUCGAUUAAGCCGAAUAUGGUCGGAAACCAAAACGCAAUGUUAUCAGUGGACAGGAGCACUGCGAGAGAACUAGCUAAGAAUGGAACCAUUAGAAUUGGAUGGGCCCCUUGCAAAGUGAGAGAGAGGAUUAACAUCACGCGAUGUUUCAGAUGCGUGGAAUUCUGGCAUAGGAGAGGAAAGUGCAAAGGUGCAGACAAUACUAAAAAGUGCCUCAAUUGUGCGCAAGAGGGGCAUAUAGCUAAAGAGUGUAUAGAUGGAAGUCAUUACACUACCUGUAUGACUGAGGGUCAGAUGGCCAGAUGA